AUGUUGACAUUGCGUAGAUCGCAAGGAUAUGGCAGUCUGAUGAUUUGGAUCAGAAAGAUCCGCAAUGGCCUCCAUUACCAAGACCAUUACACCCCAUCUGACGGCUCCUGCCAGUCCAACUGGACCGAAAGUGCAAUUACUGUUGGGGGCGGAUAUAUCUGGCGAGACGUGUACGCAUUUUCAGCUAAGCAUGGUCGAAUUGUCGUUGGCGGUGAUGACCGCACUGUCGGUUCCAUAGGAGGGUAUCUCCAGGGUGGUGGCCACGGACCUGCAAGCCACACCUUCGGUCUGGCAACAGACCAAGUCCUCGAAUACCAGGUUGUCCUUGCAUCCGGCGAGUUAGUUACCGCCAAUGUGUGCCAGAAUAUAGAUCUAUUUACCGCUCUACGCGGCGGAGGGGGAGGCACAUUCGGUGUUGUUGUGUCUGCGACGAUUAAGGCAUACAAGACGCGUCCGGUUCUCGUGCACCAGGCUGAGAUUGUCCCGCUGAACACAGGUGGUAAUGGCAAGAAUGCCCUCUUGAAUGUCACUGCGGAGCUCUUGGCGCGAUUUCCUACGCUCUUGGAUGCUGGGUUUGCGGGGUAUGUCAAGUUGGUGCAAGCGGGCGAGCAGCGGGUUUAUCAGCAUGUCCUUGUUAACCUGCUAGAAAGCAAUACGUCUGCUGCGGUUCAACAUGCCACGCACAUAAUGCAGAAGCAGGCUUUUGAGGACUUGCUACUUCCAUUAAAUGGCACCUCGAUAUUCGUCAAAUCGAGCUUCCAGUUCGCUCCCACUUUCGCGGACUACACGACAGGCGUUGGGAAUAAGCAGGAUGAAGCCGGGUCGGGCCUCAUCAUGGCGUCCCGAUUUUUCGAUAAGAAGUCUUUGCAUAAUCAACAGGAGAGUCUGCUGGAUAUGCUUCAUAUCAUGUUCUCACAGAACGGCACAGGCGCGACUCCCUCAGCCUCAAUGCUCGACCUGGGGCUUAUUGGCGGUGGUAAAGUGCUCGAAUCGGCACCGCAUACCUCUGUUAACCCAGCAUGGCGAAAGACGUACGGCCUUGUGAGGUACAUAGACAUUUGGCCAGAUAAUGCGGACCUCCGCGAAAUCCAGCAGAUCAAGGAUGGGGUUACCUUCAAGAAGCUGGAUGCCAUGAAGGCGUUGACACCGGGUAUGGGAGCAUAUCUAAACGAGGCUGAUGGUGAUAACCCGGAGUGGAAGGAAGAUUGGUUUGGGAGCAAGUAUGACUGGCUCGAGUCUGUUAAAGACAAGUAUGACCCAGAAGGGGUGUUUUGGUGUUGGCGAUGCGUUGGGAGUGAGGGCUGGGAAGAGGUGAAGGGCGGGACAGUGUAUGGGCCGCUAUGUAAAGUAUAG
This is a messenger RNA of Aspergillus puulaauensis, 1353 nucleotides long. RefSeq lists its product as uncharacterized. The transcript has 2 exons. The record is from RefSeq and is a predicted model, not a curated record. The coding region runs from base 1 to 1353 and encodes 450 amino acids. Gene Ontology annotation, molecular function: FAD binding; oxidoreductase activity. Lineage: Eukaryota; Fungi; Ascomycota; Eurotiomycetes; Eurotiales; Aspergillaceae.